UUAUUAGUUAUUCAUCCUUUGCUUAUUGUCUGGAUCUGCGAAUUCAAGCCUGCGUUCUUCUUUCUUCUUUUGUCAAACUACCGAAACGGCAUGUUUCCAGAAGCUAUAUAUUUGCCUUGAAACUUUUGUUCGAGUUAUCAAUAUCAACCCAUACUCUCUUGUUUACAUUUAUUGCUCUGUUUCCGAUAGUCUGAAUGAAUCUCGAAGCAAACGAUUGCUUCACGUCUCCGCGUUCUUGAAGUUUCAUUUGGUGAAUGCUAGCUGGCUCCUACAACUUGAUUUGCAUUGAAAUAUCUCAAGAUUCUUCCUUUACAAUGAAAUUAGUUUCAAUCCAAGAAAGAAAGUAGAAGUUGGAGAGUAGAAAGCCCUGAUCUGACAUGGGUGUGGAGAAUGAUGAAGAAAGGAAGCAUGAUGACGCUAGCACGUCAGAGAAUCGUGCAGAAAGCAGCACUAAUGGGGAAAGAGAAGAAAAGAGUAAACAGAAAGAAAAACCUGAGACAGUUCCAUUUUUCAAGCUGUUCGCUUUUGCAGACUCCACUGACAUUCUUUUGAUGGUUGUUGGGACUAUUGGUGCCAUUGGGAACGGGAUGGGUUUGCCUAUUAUGACGUUGCUGUUUGGUCAAAUGAUCGAUAGCUUCGGUAGUAACCAGCAAAAUGCUAACGUGGUGGAAGCAGUAUCCAAGGUUUCUCUAAAAUUUGUAUACUUGGCAGUAGGAUCUGGGAUGGCAGCGUUUCUCCAGGUGACAAGUUGGAUGGUCACGGGGGAGAGACAGGCAGCACGAAUUAGGGGAUUGUAUUUGAAAACUAUUCUAAGACAAGAUAUUGUUUUCUUUGAUAAGGAAACAAGCACCGGAGAGGUGGUAGGGAGGAUGUCAGGUGACACAGUUCUUAUUCAAGAUGCCAUGGGUGAGAAGGUUGGGAAAUUUCUGCAGCUAAUAGCAACUUUCGUUGGGGGAUUUACGGUAGCAUUUGUCAAAGGGUGGCUUCUUACUUGUGUCAUGUUGGCCACUCUUCCACUUCUAGUUUUUUCAGGAGCGUCCAUGGCAUUAAUCAUAGGCAGGAUGGCUUCUCGAGGUCAGACAGCUUAUGCAAAAGCUUCACAUGUAGUCGAACAGACAAUUGGCUCAAUAAGAACCGUUGCAUCCUUUACUGGGGAAAAGCAAGCUGUAAAUAAUUAUAGCAAAUUUCUUGUGGAUGCUUACAAAUCAGGAGUGAGUGAAGGUUCCAUUGCUGCAGUGGGCCUAGGCACGGUUAUGUUGGUGAUAUUUGGUGGUUAUGCUUUGGCUGUAUGGUUUGGCGCAAAAAUGAUUAUGGAAAAAGGAUAUAAUGGGGGCACGGUGAUUAAUGUGAUUAUUUCCUUCCUAACUGCUUCGAUGUCACUUGGGCAAGCAUCCCCUAGCAUGAGUGCUUUUGCUGCAGGUCAGGCUGCAGCUUAUAAAAUGUUCCAGACUAUUGAAAGGAAGCCAGAGAUAGAUGCCUAUGAUCCAAAUGGAAAAAUUCUAGAGGAUAUUCAAGGAGAAAUAGAUUUAAGGGAUGUUUACUUCAGUUAUCCAGCAAGACCCGAGGAACUUAUAUUUAAUGGAUUUUCUCUUCAUAUAGCAAGUGGUACAACUGCAGCGUUAGUUGGACAAAGUGGAAGUGGAAAGUCCACGGUUAUCAGCUUGAUAGAAAGAUUCUAUGAUCCACAGGCUGGUGAAGUUCUUAUUGAUGGCAUUAACCUGAAAGAAUUUCAGCUUAGGUGGAUCAGAGGAAAAAUUGGCCUUGUCAGCCAGGAGCCCGUGUUGUUUGCCUCUAGCAUUAAGGAUAAUAUUGCUUAUGGAAAGGAGGGAGCAACAAUUGAAGAGAUAAGAUCUGCAUCUGAACUCGCAAAUGCUGCUAAAUUCAUUGAUAAACUUCCACAGGGACUAAACACACUGGUUGGUGAACAUGGAACUCAGUUGUCUGGUGGGCAGAAGCAACGCAUUGCCAUUGCAAGAGCAAUCCUAAAAAAUCCGAGAAUUCUACUUCUGGAUGAAGCCACAAGUGCACUUGACGCAGAGUCUGAAAGGAUAGUGCAGGAGGCUCUAGACAGGGUCAUGGUCAACAGAACAACUGUUGUAGUGGCACAUCGUUUGAGUACAGUGAGAAACGCUGAUAUGAUUGCUGUCAUUCAUAGAGGGAAGAUGGUUGAGAAUGGAACACACUCAGAUUUACUAAAGGAUCCUGAGGGAGCUUACUCUCAGCUUAUACGCCUACAAGAAAUAAGCAAGGAGACUGAACAGAAUGCAGACCAUCUUGGCAAGAGUGAACUUUCCGCAGAAUCUCUUAGACAAUCUAGUCAAAGGAGAUCACUUCGAAGAUCUAUUAGCAGGGGGUCAUCCUUAGGGAAUAGUAGCCGUCAUUCAUUUUCAGUUUCCUUCGGUUUACCCACUGGUGUUAACGUUUCUGAUCCUGAACAUGAAAGGUCAACGCCCAAAGAAAAAGCACCAGAGGUUCCACUCAGCCGCCUUGCUUCCCUUAACAAGCCAGAGAUUCCAGUUCUUCUACUUGGAUGUGUAGCUGCCAUAAUAAAUGGUGUUAUACUUCCAAUAUUUGGCCUGCUGGUUUCCAGUGUCAUCAAGACAUUUUAUGAACCAUUUGAUAAGAUGAAGAAGGACUCCCACUUUUGGGCACUGAUGUUUAUGACCCUUGGUAUUGUAUCGUUUCUCAUAAUUCCUGCCCGAGGAUACUUUUUCUCCGUGGCAGGAAGUAAGUUAAUCCAACGUAUCAGGCUAAUGUGUUUCGAGAAGGUUGUCAACAUGGAGGUUGGUUGGUUUGAUGAGCCUGAAAACUCAAGUGGUUCAGUAGGUGCAAGGCUUUCAGCAGAUGCUGCUUCAGUGCGUGCCCUUGUUGGUGAUGCCCUAGGACUAGUGGUUCAAAAUUUAGCCUCUGCAGUAGCCGGUUUGAUCAUUGCUUUUGUCGCAUCUUGGCAGCUGGCACUAAUUAUUCUUGUCUUGAUUCCCUUGAUCGGAGUAAAUGGAUAUGUUCAAAUGAAAUUCAUGAAGGGAUUCAGUGCAGAUGCAAAGAUGAUGUACGAAGAAGCAAGCCAAGUUGCUAAUGAUGCAGUUGGAAGCAUAAGAACGGUUGCUUCUUUCUGUGCUGAAGACAAUGUUAUGGAACUAUACAGGAAGAAAUGUGAGGGUCCCAUGAAAACAGGGAUACGGCAAGGGUUGAUCAGCGGAUCAGGAUUUGGGGUUUCAUUUUUCUUACUGUUUUGUGUUUAUGCAACCAGUUUCUACGCAGGAGCUAGACUUGUUGAAGCUGGAAAGACAACCUUCUCGGGUGUUUUCCGGGUUUUCUUUGCAUUAACUAUGGCAGCGAUUGGAAUUUCCCAAUCAAGCUCCUUUGCUCCUGACUCGAGCAAAGCCAAGACAGCUACUGCUUCAAUAUUUGGAAUAAUCGAUAAGAAGUCGGAGAUAGACCCGAGUGAUGAGUCUGGCACCACAUUGGAUAGUGUUAAGGGAGAAAUUGAGCUUCGUCAUGUGAGCUUCAAAUAUCCUUCUAGGCCUGACGUACAGAUUUUCCGUGACCUCAGCUUGACCAUCCAUUCUGGCAAGACAGUAGCUCUUGUUGGUGAAAGUGGAAGUGGGAAAUCCACUGUGAUUGCCUUAUUGCAAAGAUUCUAUGAUCCUGAUUCAGGGCAAAUCACACUUGAUGGGAUAGAAAUUCGUGAGUUACAGCUCAAGUGGUUAAGACAGAAGAUGGGCCUCGUAAGCCAGGAGCCAGUUUUGUUCAAUGAAACAAUACGUGCCAAUAUUGCCUAUGGAAAAGGAGGCAAUGCUACUGAAGCAGAAAUCACAGCUGCAGCAGAAUUGGCUAAUGCCCAUAAAUUCAUUAGUGGCUUACAACAGGGUUAUGAUACUUUAGUGGGGGAGAGGGGAACCCAAUUAUCUGGUGGACAAAAGCAACGAGUAGCCAUUGCACGAGCCAUAAUAAAAAGUCCAAAGAUAUUGCUGCUUGAUGAGGCGACGAGUGCAUUAGAUGCAGAGUCAGAAAGAGUUGUUCAAGAUGCAUUAGACAAAGUCAUGGUGAACAGAACCACUGUGGUGGUGGCACAUCGUCUAUCCACAAUAAAAAAUGCAGAUGUGAUUGCUGUUGUAAAAAAUGGAGUCAUAGUGGAAAAAGGAAAACAUGAAGCACUCAUUAACAUCAGUGGUGGAUUUUAUGCUUCCUUAGUCCAACUUCACACAAGUGCUUCAACAGUAUGAGUUUUGCCAGUCUAAUUCCAUUCUUUCUCUUUUUUUCUUCAUAAGAUCCAUACCUACCUUUACCUUUUCAAUUAGGAUAUUUUAUUCAUUUUACAUCACUGCUGCAAUAUAUUGUCAAUGACAACAGAUAACCAAAAAUAUGUAAGAAGGAUGGAAAAAUAUCUGCAAUAGUUUUUUAAGCAAUAUAGUAAUAUUUUAUGAUUGAUAUUGA
Molecule: messenger RNA, 4437 nt
Organism: Vigna angularis (adzuki bean)
Lineage: Eukaryota; Viridiplantae; Streptophyta; Magnoliopsida; Fabales; Fabaceae
Product: ABC transporter B family member 11
Exons: 13
Coding region: 378-4226 (1282 amino acids)
Biological process (GO): transmembrane transport
Cellular component (GO): membrane
Molecular function (GO): ATP hydrolysis activity; ATP binding; ABC-type transporter activity
Source: RefSeq, a predicted model, not a curated record